Molecule: messenger RNA, 839 nt
Organism: Prorocentrum cordatum
Lineage: Eukaryota; Dinophyceae; Prorocentrales; Prorocentraceae
Source: the annotation of a GenBank genome assembly
AGUCGUGUGAGCUCAAGAUGUACGUCAGGUGUAGCUUGGCUUGCGUGCUGCAAGGCGCCGCCCUGCUGCUGCUGCUGCACCUGGCGCCUCGCGGCGCGCUUGGUGCCGCGGCGUGCGGCGCAGGUGCCGAGCUCACAUGCGCUGACAGGGGUCGGGAGGAGCACGAUGCCGAUGAGGAGGCCCUGAUCCAGGUCCGCCCCAGCGGCCGCGACGAGUCGAACCUGCUCUCGCGGCUGGUCGCCGUGGGCCUCGACGACCUCCCGAAGAAUAGCUCGAAUGCAUCCAACAGCUCCAAGGAUAUGCCCGAUGCAGUGAACAGCACCAUCAAGAGCGCGGUGGACAAGGCCAACGAGACCCUCCGCAGCGCCAUGGAAGCCGUGAACGGAGCAUUGGACUGGCUGACGGACGCCAUGAACGCCAACAAGUCGAGCAGCUCCAGCGGCGCAGCGGCCGUGGAGGAGGCAGAGCCCGCGAACGCGACCGCCGACGAGCUCACGAACGCCAGCGACGCCAGCGAGGCGCAGCCGCCGCGGGCGUGCUGUGCCGCCGUGACGGCGAAGUGCCUCGCCUGCUUGCUGAACGUGUCCGUCGAGGAGUACUGCCAGAGCGACCCUCACUCGGUCGGGUGCGGCGACGAGGUGUACAAGCACCGCUUCACGUGCGGCCUCAACUUGCGCCAGUUGUCAAAGACCUGGGUCGGGGCCGGCGGCGCCCUGGGGGCCGCCCCGUGCGGCGGGGAGGAGCCCUGCGGCGCGGCGGCGGAGGGGUCAAAGAUCGCUCCCUUCGGCAACGAGGAGAUGGCGGCGAGGCUGGAGGAGCAGGCGGGCAAGACGCAGGAC